AUGUGUCGGCUUGGCCCCCUAACAGAUGCGCGCGCAGCAUACUCGGAUGACCCGAAGGAAGUCCCACCUAUCCUCCGGAUGGAUGCCCUUCACCGCUUGUACUGGCCGGUUCACGAAGACAUCUCAGAGGUCCAGGUCUUUGAUGAUCCAGAAGAAGAUGAGGAGGAUUCGCCAAAACGCCCUUUCUUGGACAUCCGUUCGCAAAAGAACCCGUCUCCAAUUACGGCCUGA
This is a messenger RNA of Colletotrichum spaethianum, 231 nucleotides long. RefSeq lists its product as uncharacterized. Bases 1 to 231 code for a protein of 76 amino acids. The record is from RefSeq and is a predicted model, not a curated record. The transcript has a single exon. Lineage: Eukaryota; Fungi; Ascomycota; Sordariomycetes; Glomerellales; Glomerellaceae.